This is a messenger RNA of Priceomyces carsonii, 300 nucleotides long. RefSeq lists its product as uncharacterized. The transcript has a single exon. The coding region runs from base 1 to 300 and encodes 99 amino acids. The record is from RefSeq and is a predicted model, not a curated record. NCBI's taxonomy places the organism in Eukaryota, Fungi, Ascomycota, Pichiomycetes, Serinales, Debaryomycetaceae.
AUGUUGUCACGAGCAAGAAUUACACAAAACCAACAUAUGCACGUGAUAGGGCGCCAGACCCUACUUAGAGAUGAGAAUGAUGAGAAUGAUAAUGAUGAAAUAGAUGAUAAGAUAAAGAAGUUUAACAGCUCAUUCGAUAUUUCAAGCAACUGGACAAAAGCAUAUUUUUUGAUAAGAACAAAAGGACUUGAGGCUUCACCUAUUGAAAAUUACGAAAAUGCUCCAAAUCAAAGAGUGAAUGUAAUGAAACAGCAUGGCUACAUUCCCAUCGGACUAAGUAUUACAAGAAGAAGCAGUUGA